This is a messenger RNA of Branchiostoma belcheri (Belcher's lancelet), 1206 nucleotides long. RefSeq lists its product as uncharacterized. The record is from RefSeq and is a predicted model, not a curated record. The coding region runs from base 97 to 618 and encodes 173 amino acids. Lineage: Eukaryota; Metazoa; Chordata; Leptocardii; Amphioxiformes; Branchiostomatidae. The transcript is spliced from 2 exons.
AAUCGAAAAGUCUGUGACGUAGCGUACAAGUCAUUCCCGUCUCGGCAGUGGCCAAGGAGGUUUCGCAAGACAAGAAGUAGCCUCAGGACAGUCUACAUGGUCUACAACUCUAGAGAUAUGAAUGUGAUGAUUCCCCCGGACGCUACACGGCCUACAGGCGGCCGGUGUGUGAAAACUCUGCGGUGGAUCGGCUGCCUGAUCGCGCUGGUCGGAAUCAUGAUAUCGGUGGCUGUGGUGAUCAUGACGGGCAUGCACAGCGAUGAGGGCAUACGGUUUCCGGGAGAGGGACUCCUUCUGUUGUUCGUUGGAGUGACGCUAGUUUUACUGAGUCUGUGUUACACGUCGUACUCUCACGGUACUACAAGACGACAGGGACUCAGUCGACAGAACUCGGUGUUAAGUACGAACAUGGACCAACCACCAUCGUACUGGGAAGUCUGCGACUUAAGUUACGACAACCCCGUCAUGGCGCCAACCGUGAUCACAGAAGACGGCGUCAUCAUCGUCCCCACCAGCAGACUCAGGAGCAUUUCUGAAGGUGUCGUCAUCGACGUGGACAGCUUACUGGAAGAACCUGACGAACCCUUACCGAAGUACGAAGACGUCGUGGGCAGGUGACAGGAUUCAAGACAGACAAUUAUAACGUCUUCAAAUACGUCUAAAAGAGCUGUCACUGGUUAAAACUGCUCCAAUCUGGUGUACAUUUGAGCAUGGUGCACGGACUAGAACCAGCAUCGACUCGAACUGCACUUCAAGACCAGGCCGCAGUGUGUCGCUAUUGAGCAGUACUGGACACGAACCAAAUUAACCUGCGACCAUGUACAUGUAUAUGGACUGACAAGUUGAACUCUACAGCAACAUAGUCUUACUUUAUACCUCCUCAGCCUUGAGGUUGGAUAAGUGACGACAUGCUAAAGGAAUCUAACACUAGUACAUUCCGCUUAAAACGCAGGUGUUACACAUAUUUAAAUCUGUUUUUACUUUAGCAAAGGAAAUGUUAUUUAUAUGUUUUAUUUAUUUGGUUUUCGCUUCAAGCGUAUGUACGUAAUAUUAGUAAGAAAAGGACAAGGAAUCUGUCUAUGCAAUUAUUUUGUUUAAUCAUACUUUUACACCAAGACGUGCCAAUCGGAAGUCAGUACUGAGCCAACAGGGUGUAUUUGUCAAACCCCAGCUAUAUGAAACUUUAUACUAUGCUGCAAACACGUU